CAAUGCUAUAAAUAUAAUUUCCUGCUUUCCACAAGCCAUGUUUUCUUGAUAUUUUCAGUUCAAGUGACGGGCAGUAUUAGGUCGGAUCAAAGUUACUCUUUAGUUAGUGCAGUCUAGUCUCCUCACUCAAGGAGAAUAUUAAACACAAUUGCUAAUAACUGACAUCCAGGUUGAUUAACCGUGCGUGGAUCAUAAAAAGAGUGGUCACAUAGGGACAAUCGCUAAAGGUGGAAGUAUCCUAACUUUGGUAUUCAAGUAUACCUACCUCUAACAACGCAUUAGUGCAACACUGUUGUUCUUUUACAACAAACUGCCAAAGAACAAAAAGCACCUACUGCUCGCGGAGAUGAGGUUCACAAGAUGCAUCACGAUGAUACAGUUUGAAAUGCUACUGAACGUCAUCUUUGUUGCAGGUGGUGAGGAAUCCUGUGCUGCAGCCCUUAAUGCAUCUAUGCCAAACAAGAUGGAGGCAUUGAGCGACACUUGUUUGCAAAUUCCAUGUUCAUUUCAUUUAGAACAAUCAAAUCCACUUGAUAAACACAAAACCUUUAUUGGUUUAUGGCUAAAAUCGACUCACCAUUUUGGGCCUCAUCCAGAAAGUGUGGUUUUUAACGGCAGCAAAACCAAUAAUAAAUAUCCAAUUAGUAUCAUUGGGAAUAUGACAGAAUUCAACUGCACAACCGUUUUUACAAACAUGAACUCAAGUUAUGCUGACACAUAUUACUUCAGAGUUGAAAGAAAUUUCAGGGCAACUGACACCUGCAAUUCUCUUACGAUCACAGUUAAAGGUAGGAGAGCCCUUUUGGUUUAGGGGUUCGUUUUUUGAUUACUGUCAUUAUUAUAGUUGUUUGUAUUCCUAUUUUAAUGUUAUUACAGGGUUCCUGCACAUUUUCCAUUUCAAAAUUCCAUACUUUUCCAGACUCAUAUUUCCAGACUUCUCUGAGGAUUUUCAGUCAAUAUUAAACAUCCUAAUACCAAUUGUUAGAUGCUCUUAUGUAAAAAAAAAAACGUUGAGCGGCUACCGCUAGAUGCUGUGAAGACACGACAGCUCUUUUGCGCCUGCAUAUGGCUUAAAUUUGCCGCCUCCCCCAUGUUGGAGAUGUCGAAAAAUUUCAAGCAUAGUUUGCAUCUAGCUUUAUCUUCCCACUUGGUAUCCUUCAUCAAGUCGCACAGUCGUGUGGCGAAAGUUAACCAUGGUAACCAGAUACCGUUCUCAAGACAGCUUGAGUAGUUUCAUAUCAUCGACAGGUAGGCUAUGUUGCGUUAGUAAGCUUGUUUUGAUUUGUAUGCAUUAAUAUAUUUUAUUUUAGAUAAUGAGAUAAUAGUCUGGAAACAACACAAACAUUUUUCACUACUCUUUUCUCAUAUCUAUACUUAUCCAGACCUGGAAAUUACUCAAAUCAAAUUCCAUACUGCGUAGGAACCCUGUUAUUAUGAUCAUUCAUCAUUUUUCGGCUACUUCCUGAAUAGGUAGACAUACUUGUUCUCCUCGUCUAGAAUUUAAGUAUCGUUACCACGUAAUUGUAGUUUCCCUUUAAUGAAUGUUUUAACAAUUUUUCAUGGUAGUGUCAUAUUGUAAUAAUACGUAUUAAGGACUUUGGGUUGUGGCACAAUUCGUUUCCCUCCCCAUGAUUAUUCUUCCCUAUGGAAUACACUGGUCAACACUGAAGAUGCUGCAUUCAUUCAUGUGGAUAUUGAAGCUACAUUUCAGCCUAAUGCAAAUGUUUCUUGAAAACAACCACGUAGAUUCAGCCCCAGAACCCUCCAUACAGACCCUCCAGGAGGGACCACUAACGGAGGGGAGCAGGGUAACGUUCACCUGCAGGGCCAUCGCACCCUGUCCCACCCAGCCGCCUCACCUGAGCUGGAACCAGUCAGGAGGCCCUGAGGGCCGGCCGGAACCUUACGGAGACCAAGAGCCUAACGUCAGGACCCGGGGGCUGAAUAUCACUCUGUCGGACCGACAUGACGGGGUCCGCCUCACCUGUCUGGCAAAGUAUCCCGUGAACAACUCGGCAGACGGGCCCAGCAUCAGAACAGCAGAGAGCGUCGUGACACUCAACGUUUCCUAUUCCCCGAAGGAUACCCAGGCCUCCGUCAGCCCCCCCACGGUGUCGCUGGGCAGUGUGGUCAACCUGACGUGCACCAGCAGAGCCAAUCCCCCCGUUCUCCGGUUCACCUGGUUCAGGAGCAGUGCGGAGGGACCCCUGAACGUGCCAGAUGGAUCUUUGUACAGCUUCAAUGUGUCCAGCUACAGAGACAUCUACUACUGCGUGGCCACGAAUCCCUUGGGAAACCAAACAUCAAAAGAGAUUACGCUAACUGUCAGCGGUAAAAGCGAUGGAUUGAAUGUCCCUCUGAUAGUUGGUGGAUUCUUUGGAACCGUCUUCUUUAUUGGUCUGAUCAUCUCUGUCCUGUGGUUACUGAAGAAGCCUUCAACUCGGCAACAGGUCACGUAUUCAUGUAUCAAUGCUCAAAAUCCAAUAUGUGAGGCGCCAGACAAGCAGGAGGAAGAGGAGAUCCACUACGGAGAGAUCGACUUUGCCAAGCGAGGUGCUGUGCAGAACCCAGACCUGGUGUUCCCCCAGGGGGAGGAGCAGACCUCAGAGUACGUUGAGAUCACUGCUCAACAGGCCAAGAACACACAGAUCAGGGCUGAACUGGAGAGGAGCUGAAUAGUUUGGACUGGGAUCUCUUUAGUAUUCACUUAUGUCAGUGUAAUCAUAUCCUGCUUAAGCAUCUAUGGCUUUCUGCAAAACGUUUCUGCUGCAAAGAAACACCAGACUGCUCUUCAUUCAAUUUUAAGGGACACCUCAAGAUAAAAUGCUGCGAUAGGAAUACAUAUGCAAUGCAUUGUAUGAAGCUGGCAUAGUAUGCAAAUGAGUCAUAAAUACAAUUUAAAUGAAAUCAUCCAAUCCAACCCUUUUCCAAAAAUGCCCCCUCUAUAAAGUGAACAAUAUUUAAACGUAAAUAAGUGGGCAGGAGAAACUCCACCCAUUGGAGAGCGAGUAUGUCCACAGGGGACGAGGAUGUGAUGUGAAGGGUGACACAGAUUAUAAAGUUCAGCCAGUUACCCAAUGGGUGGAGUUUGUCCCACCCACUCAUUUGUAUUUUAAUAUUGUCUACAUUGAAGCGUGCCAUAGUUGGAAAAUGCAAACCAAAUUGCUUUAUUUUUUAUUUGGAUAUUGUCCACAUUUAAGCAGACAUGUUUUAAAAUGCAAAGAGAUAGCAUUUUAAUUGUAUAUCCGACUCAAAUAAUGUGUGCAUGUUCUGAAAAAUAAAAAGCAUUAGUUCUAUUGCAUUUUCAUCUUCAA
Messenger RNA from Gadus macrocephalus (Pacific cod), 3314 nucleotides. Its product is annotated as carcinoembryonic antigen-related cell adhesion molecule 5-like. The transcript has 7 exons. Lineage: Eukaryota; Metazoa; Chordata; Actinopteri; Gadiformes; Gadidae. Bases 1629 to 2675 code for a protein of 348 amino acids. The record is from RefSeq and is a predicted model, not a curated record.